Messenger RNA from Malurus melanocephalus (red-backed fairy wren), 2079 nucleotides. RefSeq names its product E3 ubiquitin-protein ligase HUWE1-like. The annotation marks the transcript as partial. The record is from RefSeq and is a predicted model, not a curated record. The transcript has 14 exons. NCBI's taxonomy places the organism in Eukaryota, Metazoa, Chordata, Aves, Passeriformes, Maluridae.
CGGCCUCUUCGGGGCCAAGGGCUCGUCCGGCAAGAGCAAGGCCGAGGGCGCCGGGGGGGCCCGUGAGCCAGGGGCCCAGCCCCCCGAUGGAGGUGACCCCGGGGACCCCGAGCCCCCCGAGGAGGACGCGGAGGCGGCGCAGGCGGAGGCGGCCGAUGGGGACAUGGAUGGCGAGGCCGAGGGUGACACGGUKGUGCUGGCAGGGCAACCCGAGGGGCUCAGCACCCAGGAGAUGCAGGUGGAGAACGAGCUGGAGGAUCUCAUUGAUGAGCUGCUGGAGCGGGACGGCGCCGACGGCAACAGCACCAUCAUUGUGAGCCGCUCAGGCGAGGACGAGUCCCAGGAGGAUGUGCUGAUGGACGAAGCACCCUCCAACCUCAGCCAGGCCUCCACGCUGCAGGCCAACCGUGAAGGGCUGCUGGUGGGCAACGAGGAYGUGCACAUCAUCGCCCGCUCGGAUGAUGAGCUGCUCGAUGACUUCUUCCACGAGCAGGGCAGCGCCGGCAGCCAGGCAGGGACCCUGUCCAGCAUCCCCACGGCCYUGACCCGCUGGACCGAGGAGUGCAAGGUCCUGGACGCCGAGAGCAUGCACGACUGUGUGUCCGUGGUGAAGGUGCCCAUCCUGGCGCGGUUGGAGGCGCUGCGGGACGAGGAGCUGGACGAGCGGCGCGAGAAGCGGCGGCGCCAGGCGGCCGAGGACGAGGCCAAAGGUGAUGUCACCCCCAGCUCCCCCCCUGCCUCAUCCUCGGAGAGUUCGUCCACYCGGGAUUCAGCUGGAGCCAUUUCCGGGUCCGACUCACGGGGCAUCCUGGAGGAGCCGCUGCCGUCCACCAGCAGCGAGGAGGAGGAUCCGCUGGCCGGGAUCAGCCUCCCGGAGGGCGUGGACCCGUCGUUCCUGGCAGCGUUGCCUGAUGACAUCCGGCGGGAGGUGCUGCAGAACCAGCUGGGGAUCCGCCCGCCCGCGCGGGCCCCGCCUGCCGCCAGCCCCGCCCCGCCCGUGGUGGCCAACCCCGGCCUCACCGAGGUCAGCCCCGAGUUCCUGGCGGCGCUGCCCCCGGCCAUCCAGGAGGAGGUGCUGGCGCAGCAGCGGGCGGAGCAGCAGCGGCGGGAGCUGGCUCAGGCCACGGGCUCGGACGCGCCCAUGGACCCGGUGACGUUCAUCCAGACGCUGCCGUCCGAGCUGCGGCGCUCGGUGCUGGAGGACAUGGAGGACUCGGUGCUGGCCGUGAUGCCRCCGGACAUCGCGGCCGAGGCGCAGGCGCUGCGGCGCGAGCAGGAGGCGCGCCAGCGGCAGCUGAUGCACGAGCGCCUCUUCGGCCACUCCAGCACCUCGGCGCUCUCGGCGGCGGGGGGGGGCCUGGAGGCGUCGCCGCUGGGGCAGCUGAUGAACAUGCUGUCGCACGGCGUCAUCCGCCGCAGCCCCCUCCUCACCGAGAAGCUGCUGCGCCUGCUGUCCCUCAUCUCCAUCGCCCUCCCCGAGGGGGGCAAGGCCGGCGAGGGGGGGGCGGCGCCCCAGAACGGAGCCCCCGCCCCCCCCGCGCCCGCCCCGCCCGCCGCGGGGGCCGGGACGGCGACGGGGACGGGGGCGGCGGCGCCCGGGAGCCCCCCGGGACAGGGAGGGAACGGCGGCGGCGGCGCGGGCACGGGAGGAGGAACAGCGGCCACUGCCAAGACCUCCAAGUCCCCGGCCAAGGGUGCCGAGAGUGGCCCCGACCCCCGGCUGGCAGCUACAGGCCUGACCGAGAGCCAGCUCCAGCUCUCCGUGGAGGUGCUGACGUCCCACUCGUGCUCGGAGGAGGGGCUGGAGGACGCRGCCAACGUGCUGCUGCAGCUGUCCCGGGGUGACGCGGGGACAAGGGACACRGUCCUGCGGCUGCUGCUCAGCGGGGCCCGGCAGCUGGGGGGGGCCCUGUGCCGCCAGAUCGGGACGCUGCUGGCCGAGCUGCGCGAGUACAACCUGGAGCAGCAGCGCCGGGCGCAGCUGGAGGCACCGUCCCCUGAGGGGCUCCCCGAGGAGCAGCCCCCCAGCGCCAAGCUCAAGGGCAAGAUGCAGAGCCGGUCAGUGUGGGGUCACUCGGG